ACAACAAACUUGUAAAAGAGCGACAAAAAAAAAAAAUCAAUUGCAAAAAAUAACAGUGGAAUCCAAGCUAAGCCACAUCGCUUAUCGGCAACAAUUAAAAGCUGAAAUCGGUUAAGCGCAUACAAGUUCAGCAGCUUAUCAAAGCGAAAGGCGUCAACAGUUUGGAUUCGCAGUUUCGAGUGCUAUUCGCGUUGGCAGUGAUUUUUGCAAGUGCAAAGCAGCAAAGCAAAAGAACAAACGAAAAGAGAAAAUCUGACGCUGCCGGCGCUGGCAUUACCAAUACAUAUAUUAAUUAUUUUCUAUUUGUUAUUGGUGCUGUGGCUGUCGAGUUCUUUUAUUAAAAUUUCAAGCAACCAUAUUGCUGCUCUGGAGGCGAAUACAACAGCAACAACAAAAACAAAAACAACGAGAGCAACAAAAGCAGCGCACGCAUCAACUGCGACGUCGACGUCGACGAAAUGGCGUUAAAAAAAGUGAAGGGAAAUUUCGAGCGCAUGUUUGAUAAAAACUUGACAGACCUUGUGCGCGGCAUACGAAAUAACAAGGAUAAUGAGGCCAAAUACAUAUCGCAGUGCAUUGAGGAAAUCAAACAGGAGCUGCGUCAGGACAAUAUCAGCGUCAAGUGCAAUGCUGUGGCCAAGCUGACCUAUAUACAAAUGCUCGGAUAUGACAUCUCGUGGGCAGGCUUUAAUAUAAUUGAGGUGAUGAGUUCCUCGCGCUUCACAUGCAAGCGAAUUGGUUACCUGGCCGCCAGUCAAUGCUUUCAUCCGGACAGCGAGCUACUCAUGCUAACCACGAACAUGAUACGCAAGGACCUCAACUCACAGAAUCAAUACGAUGCCGGCGUGGCGCUGAGCGGUCUUAGUUGUUUUAUAUCGCCAGAUUUAUCGCGGGAUCUGGCCAAUGAUAUUAUGACACUGAUGAGCUCGACCAAACCAUAUCUGCGCAUGAAGGCUGUGCUGAUGAUGUAUAAGGUAUUCUUGCGCUAUCCCGAAGCCUUGCGACCUGCAUUUCCCAAACUGAAAGAGAAGCUCGAGGAUCCGGAUCCAGGUGUACAAUCGGCUGCUGUUAAUGUCAUUUGUGAGCUGGCGCGCAAGAAUCCAAAAAACUAUCUUCCUUUGGCGCCUGUGUUUUUCAAGCUCAUGACCACGUCGACAAAUAAUUGGAUGCUAAUUAAGAUAAUUAAACUGUUUGGCGCUUUAACUCCCUUAGAACCCCGGCUAGGAAAGAAAUUAAUAGAGCCACUCACAAAUCUAAUUCAUAGCACAUCGGCAAUGAGCCUCCUCUACGAGUGCAUCAACACGGUCAUCGCGGUGCUCAUCAGCAUCAGCAGCGGCAUGCCCAACCACAGUGCCUCCAUACAGCUGUGCGUGCAGAAGCUGCGCAUCCUUAUCGUGGACUCCGACCAGAAUCUCAAAUACUUGGGCCUGCUGGCCAUGUCAAAGAUACUGAAAACACAUCCGAAGAGUGUGCAGACGCACAAGGAUUUGAUAUUGGCGUGCCUGGACGACAAGGACGAGUCGAUACGAUUACGCGCCUUGGAUCUGCUAUAUGGCAUGGUAUCGAAAAAGAAUCUCAUGGAGAUUGUGAAACGCCUGCUCGGCCACAUGGAGCGCGCCGAGGGCUCAGCGUAUCGCGAUGAGCUGCUCUACAAAGUGAUCGAGAUAUGUGCCCAAAGUUCCUAUCUGUAUGUGACCAAUUUCGAGUGGUACAUGACCGUGCUCGUCGAGCUAAUCCAACUGGAGGCCGGCUCCAAGCACGGCCGCCUGAUUGCCGAGCAACUGCUGGACGUGGCCAUACGUGUGCCCGUGGUGCGUCAAUUUGCCGUCGUCGAGAUGACCAAUCUGCUGGACACGUUCGCCAUUUCGACGCAAAGCAACUCCAUGUACGAGGUGCUGUAUGCGGCCGCCUGGAUUGUGGGUGAAUUCUCUGGCGAACUGGCCGAUGCCGAGAAGACCCUCAACAUAUUGCUGCGACCGCGUCAACUACCUGGCCACAUCCAGGGCGUCUAUGUGCAGAAUGUGAUCAAGCUCUUUGCACGCCUGGCCACCUCCUGUCUCGAGCUGCAGGAUUUGCCCGGCAUUGUGCGCCUGUGCGAUCAUGUGCUGGAAAAGCUGCAGCACUUCAAUGGCUCCAGCGACAUUGAGGUGCAGGAGCGUGCCAACUCCGCCUGCAUGCUUAUCGAAAUGCUGCGCAAGCAACUGACUGCAGCUGUGGGGGAUGAUGAGGAGGCGACAACGGGAUCAAUACCAAGCAUGGCAAUUGAGAUUGUCCAGGAGAUGGCACUGCUCUUUGCCGGCGACCUGAUACCCGUGGCGCCCAAGGCGCAGCGCAAGGUGCCGCUGCCGGAUGGGCUUGACUUGGAUGAGUGGAUCAAUGCACCGCCUCCGGAGGACGCCAGUAGCUUCUCUUCGGAGCACGACAAGGAUGAGUUAUUUGUCAGCUCAGCUCACGAUGGCACCGGUGUCGGCCAUACAGACGUCAAGCGACGCAAGAGCCUCGAGCUGACACCGGAACAACUGGAGCGUCAGCGCAUGGCGCGUCUCAUCGAACAGUCAAACAAUCCGCACUACCUGAAGUCAGCGCCAAUCUCUGCAUCCGCUGCCAUCGGCAGCAGCAGCAAUAACUCCAAUGCGGAUCAGUAUGACAAUAUUGAUGACAUACCCAUAACUGAGCUCCCACUGGACAUCGAGGGCGUAUCCGCGCUGCGUGUGGGCAUUACGAAACGUUCGGACAAGUAUCUGAAGGAGCAGCAGGCGGCCGCUGCGGCGCACAGUAGCAAAGAUGGCAAAAAGAAGCAUAAAAAGAGCAAGAAGAGCAAAAAAUCAAAAAACAAACUAGCCUACAACAGCAGCUCCGAAUCGGAUGCGGAACCGAAGCCUCUACAUAUUGUGAACACAACGCUGGACAUGCCCGAGGGCGUUACGCUGUCCGACAGCGAGGAUAAGGACGGCAAAUACGAUCCAAACGAUCCACACCGUGCACUUGACAUUGAGCUAGACAUGGCUGAUUUUGAAGCGCCGACAAAGUCAUCCAAGGCUGCGUCAGCUGGCAAAGAAAAUCUCAAGGCGCAAACUCAAGCCACGUCCAGUUCAGCAGGCACGGGCACAGGUACAGGCACAGGUGAAGUGGCUGGUAAGAAGGCUAAGAAAUCAAAAGACAAGACACGCGAGCAUAAAACGCGCAAGGUUCAUCCAGAGCCCGAUUUGAUCGAUACGGGGAGCAGUCCCUGCCGGACAGCCACAGACAACGACGGCGGCGGCAGCAGCACCAACAACAAUAACAUUAACAAUAACAACAACAACAACAACACUGUCCAACCCGAAGCUGUCCAUAGUCAGCAGAAAAAGAAGAAGCGCGAGAAGAGCGAGCGCAGUGAAAAGAGGGCGCACAAAUCAAGCAAAAAACCAAAUGAUGACGCACCCACAAUCACAAGCUCCGCGAACAUUAUCGAUGUGGGGUUUGAACUGGCCGGCGCACAGCCGGCAGAGCCGCAAGCCGAGGCGGCCGUCAGCAAGGGGCAUAAGAAGAAGCAUAAGAAAGACAAGUCGCAGCACAAGGAGAAGCGGACACAGGAGUCGGCCGCCUCCGACUACGAACAGCCUAUGGGCAUUUCGACGCCCAGCAAAGAGAUUUUCUAGGUACUAAAUAAUGGAAUAAAACACGCAUCUUCAUCAAUGGAUCCAUUCACGAUUUCCAUGCAAUAUGCAUAGUUAAGAACUUUGCCAUUAAGUUUGAAUAAUGCCUACUCCUAAUCCUACGUCUAAAUUAUCGCUGCGAUAUAAAAACAAGUUGAACAAAUUUAAAACAAGUACUAGUAAUAUUUGUGAAGCAAACAA
This is a messenger RNA of Drosophila novamexicana, 3839 nucleotides long. It is a transcript of the gene garnet, whose product is annotated as AP-3 complex subunit delta. The transcript is spliced from 13 exons. Bases 459 to 3641 code for a protein of 1060 amino acids. Lineage: Eukaryota; Metazoa; Arthropoda; Insecta; Diptera; Drosophilidae. Gene Ontology annotation, biological process: protein targeting to vacuole; Golgi to vacuole transport; anterograde synaptic vesicle transport. Gene Ontology annotation, cellular component: membrane coat; terminal bouton; presynaptic endosome. The record is from RefSeq and is a predicted model, not a curated record.